Messenger RNA from Argiope bruennichi, 3114 nucleotides. Its product is annotated as proton-coupled amino acid transporter 1-like. Gene Ontology annotation, molecular function: amino acid transmembrane transporter activity. The transcript is spliced from 11 exons. Gene Ontology annotation, biological process: amino acid transmembrane transport. Gene Ontology annotation, cellular component: vacuolar membrane. NCBI's taxonomy places the organism in Eukaryota, Metazoa, Arthropoda, Arachnida, Araneae, Araneidae. The coding region runs from base 96 to 1589 and encodes 497 amino acids. The record is from RefSeq and is a predicted model, not a curated record.
ACCGUAUGCUCAGCUGUUUUAAUUGAAGGCCAAGUGGCGUAUGAAGAAGGGAGCGAGAAAAAAAAUCUCUACGCCACUGCCAUGUCCGGUCAGCUAUGUGGGAACCCUUUGAAAUGUCCUCCGUCCCUAUUAAUGGCCAGCCGCCGGAUGAAGACUCCCAAGAAACCGAACACGCGGACAGCAGCGAUAGCGAUGAGAAAAAUGUCAGCCUACCAAGCUAUGACGAAGAAGCGCAUCUCUUGGCAAGAGAGAGAGACACACUUCAGCCAAAUAAGCUUGGAAAUGUGGUGGAGUCGGAGUUGGAAUCAGCACAACAAACUACUCAUUCUCAACGGACUUCCAAUUUUGCUACUUUAAUGCACUUAUUGAAAGGAAAUAUUGGUACUGGAAUUCUAGCUAUGCCAAAUGCAGUGUCAAAUGCUGGUCUUUUGGUUGGCAGUGCUGGAAUUCCUGUUCUAGGUAUAAUUUGUGUCCACUGCAUGCAUUUGUUAGUCAUCAGUAGCAAAACCUUAGCCAGAAAGGUAGGUGUUACAUCUCUUGAUUAUUCAUCAACUGCUGAAUUAGCAUUCAAAUUGGGACCAGCAAAAGUACAAAGUCUUGCUUCUUUUGCUAGGUUUUGUGUAAAUACUAUGUUAAUGCUGACACAGUUUGGAUUUUGUUGUGUUUAUUUUCUUUUUGUAUCAACUAGUAUAUAUGAGGUGGUGAGAAAUCUUCAUGGUUCAUCUCCCUUAUCUCCUCAUGCUUAUAUGGCCAUUGUACUUCCCAUCAUGAUAUUGUUUAACUUCAUCCGCAGUCUGCGGAGACUCUCACCUUUCUCUUCCAUUGCUAAUGUUCUUCAAUCUGCAGGACUUAUAAUGGUCCUGUAUUUUCUAAUGACAGGACCUCGCACUGGUCAUCUCAACCCAUACACAGCAAACCUCAAAAAACUUCCUCUUUAUUUUGGCACUGCCAUGUAUGCUUUUGAAGGCAUAGGAGUGGUUCUCCCUUUGGAGAAUGCCAUGGCAACUCCAGAAGACUUUGGGGGCCUCAAUGGAGUACUCAACACAGGGAUGGUUGUUGUAGCCUGCUUAUAUACAGCUGUAGGUUUUUAUGGGUACCUGAAAUAUGGAGAUGAUGUUAGACCCAGUAUCACUUUUAAUCUUCCUUCAAGAGCGGUGAGUGAGCUGAUUCGUUUGAUGUUUGCUCUAGCUAUUUUCUUGUCCUAUGCCCUUCAGCUGUAUGUACCUAUAUCAAUUAUCUGGCCUUAUUUGAAGAAAAAGUUUAAUUUAGAGAGGUAUACAAACAAAGAUCAACUCAUCAUGGAAUAUUUACUUCGAAGUGUGCUUGUUUUCAUCACAUUUCUUAUGGCUAUUGCUAUUCCCAAUUUGGAUUUGCUAAUUUCACUGGUUGGAGCACUGGCUAGCAGUUCAUUGGCCCUUAUCUUUCCCCCAAUAAUUGAGCUUUGUACUGUAUGGAAUAGCAACAUGAGUCCCAGAAAGUUCAGGCUGGUUCUUAUGAAAGAUAUUUUUAUUGUGAUAUUUGGUAUUUUUGGUAGUGUAAUUGGUACUUACACUGUUAUAAGUGAAAUUGUAGAAUUAAUGUCUAAAUAGGGGCAAUUACAAUUUUUGAUAUCAUGUACUUUUCUGUACAUCUUAUAGGAUGUAUUUUUUAAAAUAUUGAAUGAAUGUAGAUUAACUAAAUCUACAUGUGAAGAUUAUGCAAAAACUCUAUGCAAUGACAUAAUAGUGAGUGUGUGUACAUUAAAGAAGAUUUUUGCUUGGUUUUUAAUAUAAGCCAUUUGAUAAAUAGUAAACCUAUGCUUUUAUUUUAAUUAAUAGAUAUAUGACUGUUUUGGUCACAGUUGCUUUUAAAUAAUUAGGAGCACAUUAUAUCAAUGAAAGAUUUCUUAGAAAUUAAAAGACAUCAGAUUUUAAGAAAUAUAAUAAAUCCCAGCUCUGAUUAUAUGUACCUCUAAUAACACAGGAGCCUUCUGUCAAUUUCUUUCUCUAAAUUAAUGCUUUUGUAUCACAUUGAAAUACUGCGUAUUAGUUUUUGGAAUUUUUAUUGAAAGAUAUGAUUUGAAUACUGAUUUUAUAUCUCUAACAAGACACUUAUGUGUAUGUUUUAUUUUAUCUUAUUAUUGAAAUUUUUUAAAAAUCAUAUAAUUAACAUCAUAAAUUGAAAUCUAAUAUCUUACCUGCAUUAAUAAUUAUGUGUUUGUGUGAAGUCAUUAAUCAGUUUUUGUUAGAACAAGCAAAAACAGCAGGAAAUACUUUGAUUCCUCUAAACCAAACAUUCCCAUCUGUGAUCUUAUAGAAAUUUUUGUGUUUUCAAUUUUGUUAUAAUUUGUGUUGUUAUGGUAAUGACAACAUGGAUUUUCUGUAUGUUAAUUUAAUGAAAAAAGAAAUGUAUAUAUAUGUAAUAUGAUGACGUCUUUUUUUGAGUUUAAAAUAUCCUAGAAAGUUUGGUAACUAAAAUCUUGAUUAUUGACAAAAUUAAUAUUUUAUGUUCAAUGUAUAUUUGAUUAUAAAUUGCAUGCGAAUCAAUUAAUUUUAAUAGUGAGGUAUAUUUUAUACCUUUUGACUGGAUGAUUAUUUAAAAUUUUUCCCAUAUAUGCGCAUAUUUAAAUUAUUCUUCAUUAUCAGACAUUGUAAUUUAAUUACUAUAUUUAAUUUUUAAAGAAUUUUACCAAUCAUUUUAAAAUUUUGUAUUGUAUUAAAAUAAAUUUAAUGAAAUUUGACUUAUUUUAAAGUAAAUUAAAUAUUUAUGGUAACUGAAGAGUUUCCUAUUUAAAUGCAUUUAACUGUAGAUAAUAAUUUUAAAAUACAUCGAAAUUUUUUUCAUCUAUGAAUCUUUUUUUUCCCUCUCAUUUUACUAAUUUUUAACUUAUGAAAAAGAUUGAUAAAUUUCAGAAUAUUUAUUUUUGCUUUGACAGUUUCAUUUUUUAACUUUCAAAAAUUUGGUUAAAGAUUUGAUUUCAAAUAUAAUUUAAAAAUUGAAAUCUCUUCUGUGCAGGAAAUCAUAACAUUUAUGAUGUGAUAUUUUUUAAUAGAUAUUGUAGAUACUACUGUGAAUAAGAUCCUUUUAUUUUUUUAAGACACAAAGAAAACUUUCAGGAAAAAAAGCACUAUAUUA